Messenger RNA from Endocarpon pusillum Z07020, 1683 nucleotides. RefSeq lists its product as uncharacterized. Bases 1 to 1683 code for a protein of 560 amino acids. NCBI's taxonomy places the organism in Eukaryota, Fungi, Ascomycota, Eurotiomycetes, Verrucariales, Verrucariaceae. The transcript has 2 exons. Gene Ontology annotation, biological process: tRNA processing. The record is from RefSeq and is a predicted model, not a curated record. Gene Ontology annotation, molecular function: ATP binding; ligase activity, forming carbon-nitrogen bonds.
AUGGCAUUGGCAUUCCUCUUCCAGCAGCUCAGAGGACUUGACAUGGCACCAGACCUCGAUCUCACGGCUUUAAUCGUCGACCAUGGCCAUCGUCCUGAUAGCGGGGAAGAAGCAUUAGCCGUGUCGACGUGGCUGAAGGAUCUAAGUAUCAAAUCCAAGAUUUUGCAAUUGAGAUGGCGUCCGGGCCAGGAUCCGGCUCGGCUGACCAACUUUGAGACCAAAGCGCGUUCACUGCGCUACCAACAGUUUGCGUAUGCAAGUCUGGAAGAGAACAUCAGGUCUCUUUUCCUGGGGCACCAUGCAUCCGACCUGGCCGAGACGGUUAUCCUUCGUUUAGCCAGAGCCCAAAAAUUUAUAUCAGCAGGACUUGGCGGCAUAAAGCCCGUCAAUGACAUACCAUGCUGCGAAAGCGUUUUCGGCGCUUCCUGUAGCCUCGACGAGGCUUCAGCAGUUUCAGAUCUGGUCAGUGCUAGAUCGAAGCGCCCUGCGACGGGCCAGAAUUCCGAGUGCCGAUCUGCAUCUUCCUCUGACGCUGACGAUAACUCUUUUCCAGGUAGAGUUUUGGUAUCAGAACCUGGUAUGAAAAUCUACCGACCGUUGCUAUCAUUUCCUAAAUCUCGGCUCAUUGCAACAUGCGCUCAAAAUGGAGUCCCCUUCAUAACGGAUCCUUCGAAUUUUGACCCUAAGACAACAAGGAGAAACACGAUACGCUGGCUUCUCUCAAACAACAAAUUGCCAAAGGCUCUUCAGACAGAAUCCGUCUUGCAUCUUAGUGCUGCCUCGAUGAGACUGGGCCAGGCCCGAACAAGAAAGGUCGAGGCUCUUAUGAACGCAACACGACUGAUUUACUUUGACACCCGCUCUAGCCUGCUUAGGCUAAUUGUUCCCAGAGACAUCAGUAAUGCUUACAAGCUGUCCGAGCAAGACGCAGCUUACUAUGUGACUCGUCUGCUGAGCCUCGUCUCUCCCCGAACGGAGACUCCGCGCUCUUUCUUGGACAACAUCGACGUGGCAAGAUGGAUGUUCCCCGAACUUUACGUAACCAAUCCUUCCAUUUUGGAUAAGCCACGCGAUCCUCGUUCUAUGACUGCUGGCGACGCUCUGAUUGAACGCUUACCGAGCCUUUCUGGCUGCUGCUGGCAACUAACCCGCCGACCCUUCAGAGCUAACGAAUAUCCUGAGACCGGUUUCUCAUCUACGUCCACUUACUCUAAAGGGGUUGAUAGAUAUUGGUCGGGAUGGAGAGCAUGGGACGGGCGCUUCUGGAUUCGCAUCCAAGCACGUAAUCACCCCUUACUAGAACAGUUUAAGCUUCGUCCUCUACAGCGUCAAGACAUGGAACAGCUGAGAGCACGUGAAGAACUUCUCCCAUUGGCUUUGAAACAGAAGCUGAGGAGAGCAUUCCGAGAUGCAGCUCCUGGGAAAUUGAGAUAUACACUUCCAUUGCUCGUGCAUGGCGAAGAAUUGCGGGGACUUCCAACCUUAGAUAUUGAGCUGCCGUCUAAGGACAGCCUCCAAGGCGACGUGUCUAGUCAGCUUCGAUGGGAGGUACGGUACAAAGGUGUCACAGAAACACUGCAACAUCUGAACCGAGCCGCUAGCCCGUCGCAUGACCUCGUGAAACCUUUAAAUGGCGACCUGAACGGCCAGUUCUCAUCACCCCGCAAUCUCGAGCAAUCGUAA